Molecule: messenger RNA, 1542 nt
Organism: Nelumbo nucifera (sacred lotus)
Lineage: Eukaryota; Viridiplantae; Streptophyta; Magnoliopsida; Proteales; Nelumbonaceae
Gene: KING1
Product: SNF1-related protein kinase regulatory subunit gamma 1
Source: RefSeq, a predicted model, not a curated record
AAUGGUCCUAAAGCUCAGUCUUCAAAGUUGUCAGUGAUCGAUUGAAGUUGCAGUGAAGGAGAGAGAGAGAGAGAGAGAGAGAGAGAGCGAGCGAGCGAGAAAGAGAGAGAGACAGUUAAUAGAGAAAGAGAGCUUGUCGGUCUAAGAAAUUCUUAUUCUGUCCGUGUAUGAGAGAGAGAGAGAGAGAGAGAGAGAUCUCGAAUCUGGGAUCUGUAAUUAAGCAUGGAAUUGAGCCCACGAAGUCCUGAAGCAAAAUUAGGACUGAAAGUGGAGGAUUUAUGGGAAAUUCAAGAGCCUCAAUUGACACCGUCGGAGAAGCUAAACUCCUGCUUCGAAAGCAUCCCCGUCUCCUCAUUUCCCCCAGCCCCUUCUUCUGAAGUAAUUGAGAUUAACUCGGAUUCCAGUCUGGCUGAGGCUGUCAGAAUACUAUCUGAACACAAAAUCCUGAGUGCACCUGUACGGAAUGUUGAGGCACCAGAAGAUGCUAGUUGGAUUGACAGAUACAUCGGCAUUGUAGAGUUUGCAGGAAUUGUUGUAUGGCUUUUGCAUCAGUCUGAAGUUGCAGCUACGACAAUGGAUGGAAGCUUUUUUGAGAAUCUGGCUUCUUCUGAGUUCUACAAGGAUACAAAGGUUGGAGACAUCUCAGGGACAUUCCGUUGGGCCCCAUUUCUUCCCCUGCAGAAAUCUGAUAGCUUUUUGACGAUGUUGUUGCUUCUAUCCAAAUACAAAAUGAAAAGCCUUCCUGUGGUUGACCUGGGGGAACAAAAGAUUGAUAACAUCAUCACUCAAUCGGCUGUUGUUCACAUGCUGGCAGAAUGUGUUGGGCUUCAUUGGUUUGAGAAUUGGGGAAAGAAAAAACUCUCUGACCUCAGCCUUCCAAUUAUGAAGCCAAAUCAAUUAAUCAAGGUGCAUGAAGAUGAACCAGUUAUCAAAGCAUUUAAACUGAUGAGAGAGAAGGGAAUUGGGGGGAUUCCUGUGGUCGAAGGUGGAGGAACAAAGGCAAUUGGCAAUAUAAGCAUCAGAGAUGUUCAGUUCCUACUAACUGCUCCAGAAAUAUAUAAAGAUCACAGCUCCACCACCGCUAAGAACUUCCUGACAUCAGUUCGAAAGUAUCUGGAAGAUCAUCACGAUGCUUCUCCUAUGUUGCGUGGAACAAUUACAUGUAGAAGGGACAACACGGUUAAAGAAGUGAUUCUGAAGCUUGACUCUGAGAAAAUACAUCGAAUUUAUGUUGUGGACAAUGAUGGGAACCUGGAAGGGGUGAUUACUCUGAGAGAUAUUAUCUCGAAGCUAGUGCAUGAGCCCCCUCACUACUUUGGUGACUUCUUUGAUGGUGUUGUGCCACUUCCUCUGAACAGCAGGGUUUGAAAGGACCUAAUUCCGUGUGUUGACCGUUCCUGUUUUCCACCACUGAUGAAUAUUCCGUUUUCACAUCACCUGCCUCUUGUAUGAAUUUUAUACUGGUCUUUGGUCUAUAAUUGGAGACAUUGUAAAUCUAAUUGUACUCAUGAAGGUAGGUAUGCUCUUUUUUUUUUGGUUCGA